Pelmatolapia mariae (spotted tilapia) is the source of this 5471-nucleotide messenger RNA. RefSeq names its product ubiquitin-conjugating enzyme E2Z (gene ube2z). The coding region runs from base 601 to 1812 and encodes 403 amino acids. NCBI's taxonomy places the organism in Eukaryota, Metazoa, Chordata, Actinopteri, Cichliformes, Cichlidae. The transcript has 7 exons. The record is from RefSeq and is a predicted model, not a curated record.
GAGACUAGGACAGUUGAUUGUGAGGGCACAAUAACUUCCCAUUCUUUUGGAAGUUUUGAGCUGGGCCUUGCCUAAACGCUAGCUGCAAAAGCUGAAAUGAUGGUGGGUUGUUGUUGUUUCUUGUAUUAUUAUUUUCAGGAAUUUUACUUUGAAAACUUUUGCCCGGAUGUGCCGUGGCUUUAUUAUUUCCGUGUUCUUAACUGGUGACAAAUACAAGCUCCUAAAGUUGCGAUGGUAAAAGACUAGUAGGGAUGUGGUUGGUAAUAAACCAAAUGUUCUGAGGAUUUAAUGGUUUAAACCAGUAUCCAGAGGGCAGUGGUAACCGUAACACUGUGACGUGGCAAUUUUGCUGAAGACCGAGCAGUUUUUUGGAGGCCUGGGGUCAAGCUAACAGUCAAGCUAACGAUAAAUGUCCAUUAUGUCUUGGGAAGAAUUGCCUUGCUUUCUGGCCUCGCCUCUGCCCGGUUUCUUUGCUGUCUGAUCCGCGUUGGGCAACAAAGGAAGCAGGUAACUUGAAACUCUACUGUCAAUGCUGCGCAGGAGAAAAAUAUAAAUUACUCAACACCAACGGGUUUACUGUAGCUUGCUAGCUUGUGGGCCAUGGCGGACAGCUUUGGAGAUGAGUCCAGCAGCAGUGCCCUAGGCUUAGACGUUACUACGGGACAGGGGAGCGGAGCCUCACAGCUUCCGAUUUUGUCUAACUCUCUGCCAGUGGGAAUGUCGGCAACUGGCGGUGUGCACUCCAGCUCCAACCCGGCCUCUCCGCCUCUUGCUGCCGCCGCGCAGAGUGGCCUAACAGCUGUGGUGGCCCCUAUCUCCGCUGUCACUGCUACCCCGGUCAGUUUUGGGAACACAUUGACUCCCGGCUCUUCACCACCCGUCGUGGCCGUGUCUCCCACGUUGCAUGCCUCCUCGCCUCUCCCCGGUGUUGGGCUAGGGGCGGCAGGAGCGGGCCUCCUAUCUCAAAUCAAUGCCACUUCCUGGGACCCAACUCUUAGCACGGACUGGGACAACGAAAAAGCUUCCCAGCAGUGCAUCCUGAGGAUAAAGAGGGAUAUCAUGUCCAUCUACAAGGAACCUCCACCAGGGAUGUUCGUGGUCCCUGAUCCUCAGGACAUGACCAAGAUCCAUGCCCUGAUCACAGGGCCCUUUGACACGCCAUAUGAGGGUGGCUUCUUCCUCUUCCUGUUCCGCUGUCCCCCUGACUAUCCAAUUCAUCCACCACGGGUCAAGCUCAUCACCACUGGGCACAACACUGUCCGUUUCAAUCCCAACUUCUACCGCAAUGGCAAAGUAUGCCUCAGCAUCCUGGGGACAUGGACAGGGCCGGCAUGGAGUCCAGCUCAGAGUAUCUCGUCUGUGCUCAUCUCAAUCCAGUCUCUGAUGACGGAGAACCCCUAUCACAAUGAACCUGGCUUUGAACAGGAGCGUCACCCGGGGGACAGUAAGAAUUACAACGAGUGCAUCCGCCAUGAAACCAUGAGAGUGGCUGUGUGUGACAUGCUGGAGGGAAAAGUUCUUUGUCCUGAAGCUUUGUUGAGUGUGAUGGAGAAGUCCUUCCUUGAAUACUAUGAUUUCUACGAGGGCGUUUGCAAAGAGAGAUUGCAUCUGCAGGGGCAGAACAUGCAGGACCCAUUUGGGGAGAAGCGUGGCCGUUUCGACUACCAGGGCUUGUUGGCUCGUCUCGGCGCAACCCACAGACGACUGCGAGAGAAAAACCUGGCAGAGGAUAACCACAAUGACAACGACUCGGACUCAGACACCAGCUCCUCAGGGACAGACCCCGACAGUCAGGGCAGCUCACAGCCCUGACUUCUUGGACAGUGCUAGACUUAUAGCCGAAAACUAAAGACAAGAGAACUGUUUUUUGUGUUUCUUUGUUUGUUUUGCUGCAUCGGAGCAACAUCACAGAAGACGGUGUGAGUCUUUCUUGGGAAUACGAUUGGAAUCGAGUAUCUAUUGUAUAAAUAAUACAGAAAACUAAAGAAGAGGUGGUUCCUUUUUGCUGAAAAAAAAUAAAAAUAAAAAAAUAACGGCAAUCUGCAAGCCAAGUGCUGGAAAACUUGACCUGCAGCUUUGGAUUUGUGCUACUCGUAGCUAGCCGGUUACCAUUUUGAUCUGCGACUCUAAAAGCUCAAUUUGACUUUGACAUUCUGGAUACUUGUGAAAAGAAAAGGUUAUAGUGACGGCUUGAACCUUCUAUGAUGUUCCACUUUGAUCCACAAGCACAAACAUGUUUUCUAUCUUUUCCACACCAAUGAAAUACUGUCUGUUAGGGACCUGUGAAGAGGAGGCCUGAAGCUUGGAGCUGGUUUAAGCAAAAUCAAAGGACCUUAUCCUGGGAAUGUCAGGAUGAUUGGCCUGAUUUGGUUGAAGCAGGGUAAGAUCAAAGAAGGUGCUCCCCGUCUUUGAUUUCAAGAGGGAAGGCAAAGUUUUCCUGUGUAACGCGGAAGAUGGAGAAAGUGACUGCAGUGGAUUUGUGAGUCAGUGCCUUGUCUCCUCUAAGUGUAAAGCCAUGCCAGACCUCUUCCACACUUGACAUCAAUUGUUUCUUCAGCCAGGCCACAAAAAUUAAAAAAAUAUUCAGCAGCUCUGGAUUUCUACAAUAUUUCUUGUGUAUUAGCCUCUACAAAAAGUUCUGUUUAGCUUUCAGCUCUAAUUGUCCUGUUGAAUUGGUGCUCAGAUAAGGAGACAUUUCAAUUUCAUUAACAUCUUUAUGCCUUUUUAUGUUGUUUUCUUUGCUGUAAUCAGACAUCAGACUAACAAUAACUUAAAAUAUGUACGAUGCAUUAUUUGUAAUCCUAGCUGGGAUUUGGGUUUUUUUGUUUUGAAUCAGUCAAGUUUUCAAACCAAAUUGUCUCACACUUUCACUAGAUUAACUUUAAUUCAGGGAAAUUAAUGGAAGGAAUACAAAACUCUGCUCUUGUAUGGACAGUGAAUUAACCCAACCAGUUUGUUCUUCUCAGGCUUUUUCGAUGCUUUGGUAGUUGUUUCUCCAUUAUCCAACCCUUAAAAGUGGCCCUCGCAGUGAACUAAUAUUCAUUUGUUAUUUCAGGUUUCUGCUUUUCACCAAUAAAUGACAGUCACGGCACCAUUGGAGUUACACAAUCACAAGGUACUAAAGUGACAGGUGUUGCUGCUUAUGCUCUGAACUCAACGAGAGGGUUUUCUCUUGGGGAAACAAAGGGGCACAGAGAGAGGAGGAAAAUGUUUGAUUGACACGCUGAGAUUUUUCCUUCUGUCUUUAUGCAAUACUCAUAUUUGCACUGAAAGAAAUGUUGCAUGACGGCAUGCUUUAUCCAGCUCAUCUAGCUUGACUGCAAGAAAUGUGUGUGGUGGGGGGAAAGCCUUCAUUUCAGGACAUCAUUAGGUCAAUGUAAUGAUGCUUCGGAUGAGCACCUUCAUCCUGGUAAACAGUUUAUUGGUGUUUUUCUGUAGGCCAUGUUUGUAUCAGGACUUACACCCACAUUACAAUUUAGCAAGAAAACAAACUAUUGUGACAUUAACGAUACCCAGGUGUUUUUCACUUCAACGACUGCAGCUUGUAAUAGCUUCAGUUUAACUCUUUAAGAUCUGCUCUGAAGAAGAGGAAUGAUAUUGAUAUCCACUGUCAUUGUGCCUGCUGCAUAUAAGUUGAUGGCACUAAAAAAAAUUAAAUGCGAUUUUUGAAAGUUCUUUGAGUUGGAUGAGAAGGUGCAUUGUGCUCGCAAGCUUUUAAGCUGUCCCAUGAGUAAACUUGUGAAGUUGUUUUUCUGACUGUGGUAAAUGUGUACUUUUACAUCAACACGAUUGCUACAAAGAUGCUGUUUCAUUUCAUUGCUCAAAUUCUUACCAAAACCUUUCCUUUGAUAGCCAUUUCCAUUGUUCAAUAAAGCAAUAUUUGCUUUAAUCAAGUUUUUUUUUUUUUCUUUUUCCCAACAAUACUGACCAUCUCUGUGACUGUGGAGUCAGCAACUAUUGGUUAAAAUGUAAUGUUAUAGUUAAAUUCCAAUGUUGGGGUCAAAUUCACAUGCAAUACAUGAACAUGCACUAUUGUGUCAAACACAACGCAUCCACAAGAAUUAAAAAUACACUUAAGCCGCCUGCAGCUUAGCUUAACAGAAAAGUUGCAAGUCACACUUUCUUCUAGUGGAGACGUAAUGACUAAAAGGUUAUCAGCACUUCUGUAACUAAAACGCUGUAUUUUCUAAUUUAAUUGCUACAUAAACCUACAUAAAAUGUAGAUGGAACUAUUUGUCACAAUCAAGCUGCAAGCCUUCAGGUUUUAAAAAUGAACACAACCUGGAGCUGUGGCAAAGUGCUGGAUUUUGUAGAAGCAUGAAGUUAAGGGCAUCUCUGAGGCAUCACCUCUGCUAAUGCUAGUCACUGGACCUUUCCCCUACAUUUGUCUCAGGCCAUCCGAGAAGUGGGUGCUUGAAAUUCUAGUAUUUUCUUUAAAACUUUGUCUGUUUUCUUGGGCUCUUAUUUGGUACUAAUAAGCAUUGCACUUGCACAGGUUAUGGAUGCAGCUCGCUAAGCAGCUUGCUAGCUUUAAUAAUCUUAUGUCCAAAACUAGUGGGUACCAUCAGGGCAGCUGUGUCCACAGCUGUAUUCCCAACUGCAUCUUACUGUCUGAGCAACUAAAAUGUGAUUGGAAUCCCCAAACCAGACUGCAUUUGUGCAUUUUCAUCAUACGGAUGGUGGUAGGUAGGAUAUUUAGCUUGUAAUCAUAAGGAAGAAAAAAUAAGCCCAUUCUUGAGUGUUUUGAGUUCACCCAUUAAGAGGAUAUCUAACUUUCAUAAAAUUCAUUCAUGAUUUAUCUGGGCAUUAAUAGCUCUGAGUACACUGGAUAUGAUAUUGGGACAGAGCUAUGCUACAUGUUUCCUAGCUUGUGCUAAGCUAGCAGACAUUCAUGAUCAAGUCUCAUCAUCAAGGAGAAAAAAAAUCAUAUGGUCAUUCUCUCAUAUUCAUCUCUCUAGACUAAAACAUUAUAGUGUUUUGACUAUCUUUUGCCUUCCAUUGUCCUACAGAGUUUGUGUUUAAUUGCAGUGUUGAUGGAGUCAGUUUCUGCCCUCAGCUUUGUGUCAGACUCUUGUUCGAUUGCCAUAAUGGCAUUUCUAACAUAGGGCAUUCCUGUUUGUUAUCGAAUGGUUAUGAGAAGCUGCUUCUAGCAAAGUUUUGUGAUUGCCAAAAUGUUCAAUUCAACAUGCCCUGAAAGGAACAACAGGGAUUAUAUCCUUGUUUGCUUGUGCUGUGCUUAAAGCGUUUUUUUGUGGUUCAAAAAUGCCUGGAUUCACAACAGGUCUUGAGCAUGGUGAUAUUGUGCAGAAGUUUUGGAAAAGCAUAGAAUAAAGUGCUGUUCAGUCCUGAUGCAUAUGACUGGUCUUUUUUGUUGUUGUUCCCUAAAUUUGGUUUUAUUUUAUUGUUUUAAUGAAUGUGGUUAGAUGUGAACUUCCUGUCUCUGAGACUAAUAAAGGCUAACUUAUCUUUAA